GCGACAACCACCGGCGAGCAGAGCACCAUGGCUAUAAACUUGCCGGCCCGUCCUGAGAGCGAACCACCCGAGUACGUACGCAGCAGAUCGAGCAAGCGUACAACAGCGCCUGCGAACGCGUGUGCAGCAGCUAGCUUGGAAAAGACCAAUGGCGGCGCCCCGUGACGUUUCUUGUAGUCCUCAGGUCGUCCUCCUGGCCGUCGCCGUCGCGCUCGGGUUCGGCGUCCAGGCCGGCGCGGCGCAGCUGUGCGAGGCGUACUACGACCGGACGUGCCCCGACGUGCAUCGGAUCGUGCGGCGGGUGCUGAAGAAGGCGCGCCAGGCCGACGUCCGCAUCUACGCCAGCCUCACCCGCCUCCACUUCCACGACUGCUUCGUCCAAGGUUGCGACGGGUCGAUCCUGCUGGACAACAGCUCGAGCAUCGUGUCGGAGAAGUUCGCGACGCCGAACAACAACUCGGCGCGCGGGUUCCCCGUGGUGGACGCCGUCAAGGCGGCGCUGGAGGCGGCCUGCCCCGGCGUCGUCUCAUGCGCGGACAUCCUCGCCAUCGCCGCCAAGAUUUCGGUUCAACUGUCCGGCGGCCCCCGGUGGCGUGUGCGGCUCGGCCGGCGCGACGGCACCACCGCCAACAUCACCGCCGCGAACAACCUCCCGAGCCCCUUCGACAACCUCACCACGCUCCAGCAGAAGUUCGGUGCCGUCGGCCUCGAUGACACCGACCUCGUCGCCCUCUCGGGGGCGCACACGUUUGGGCGCGCGCAGUGCCAGUUCGUGACGGCCCGGCUGUACAACUUCAGCGGGACGAACAGGCCGGACCCGACGCUGGACAGGGGAUACCGGGCGUUCCUCUCCCGGAGAUGCCCGAGGGGCGGGAACAGCUCGGCGCUCAACGACCUCGACCCGACCACGCCGGACACCUUCGACAAGAACUACUACACGAACCUCGAGGUGCGCCGGGGGUUCCUGCAGUCCGACCAGGAGCUGCUGUCGACGCCCGGCGCGCCCACGGCGGCGCUCGUCGACCGGUUCGCCAGCAGCCAGAAGGCGUUCUUCAAGAGCUUUGCCAGGUCCAUGAUCAACAUGGGGAACAUCGAGCCGCUGACGGGGAGCCAGGGGGAGGUUCGGACAAACUGUCGGAAGGUCAAUGGGAGCUAGUGAGCGAUCGAGGAUACAAGCAGGUUGUAAUUGUGUCAUGUUUAAGUUAAACUGCUGAACAUAUUCUGCUGUAACGGACGAUGCCUGCGAACAUGUAGGUACUGUUGAGGUUAUUAUGCACUGAUUUGUUUUUCUCAUGGAGGUUCAAUAAAGACAUGUCUCCAUUUCA
Messenger RNA from Phragmites australis (common reed), 1325 nucleotides. Its product is annotated as peroxidase A2-like. The transcript has 4 exons. The record is from RefSeq and is a predicted model, not a curated record. Gene Ontology annotation, molecular function: heme binding; peroxidase activity. The coding region runs from base 149 to 1156 and encodes 335 amino acids. NCBI's taxonomy places the organism in Eukaryota, Viridiplantae, Streptophyta, Magnoliopsida, Poales, Poaceae. Gene Ontology annotation, biological process: hydrogen peroxide catabolic process; response to oxidative stress.